UUCUCUCUCCUUCUCUCUCUCUCUACGCUUCUCACCCACCAGAAGCGUAGCUCUACUUUUCUAGGGCGAGAGAGACACACCACAUCACACUCCACCCGCACCAAUCAGAUCUAUCUCCGGCGUUUCACCUUCCGUUCACUCUCCAAAACGGCGCCGUCAGGAUAGCGUUCAAUUGCCAUGGCUGCCACUGCAACUGCCUCUGCUGGUCCUCGAUAUGCUCCAGAAGACCCAACUCUCCCAAAACCAUGGAAAGGAUUGGUUGAUGGUAAAACUGGGUAUCUUUACUUUUGGAACCCCGAGACCAAUGUGACUCAAUAUGAUAGGCCUACAGGCACAGCUCCUCCAUCAAAGGCUUCUUCUGCACAGUAUAUAAGUUCUUCAGUUCAAGUUCAACAAUCUUCACAAGGACAACGUCGUGAUGAGGGAGAUGAUAGGUAUGGCAGGGGCAGCAACGGUGGAUCAAAAUUUGAGGCAGGACCGAGGAAUGUUCAGAGUGCAAGAAGUGCACCAGUUUCUUCUAGCAAUGGGCCAAGUGGGUCAGUUAGUGCACAUGGAGGAUCUGUUAUUAGAGGAAAUGGACCAUCAGACUCUGGAAGUGGUUUGUCUGCUGAGGCUUAUUGUCGCCGGCAUGAAAUAACUGUUAUUGGUGAUAAUGUGCCCCCACCGUUUACUUCCUUCGAAGCUACGGGCUUCCCAUCUGAGAUUCUUAGAGAGGUACAAAAUGCUGGUUUUUCUGCCCCGACUCCAAUUCAAGCUCAAUCAUGGCCGGUUGCUCUUCAAAGUAGAGACAUUGUGGCCAUUGCUAAAACGGGGUCAGGGAAGACCUUGGGGUACUUGCUUCCUGGAUUUAUGCAUCUUAAGCGCGCCCGUAAUAACUCUCAGAUGGGUCCAACUGUGUUGGUGUUAUCACCAACAAGGGAGCUGGCCACACAGAUUCAAGAUGAAGCAAUGAAGUUUGGAAAGUCUUCAAGAAUAGCUGUUGUGUGUUUGUAUGGAGGAGCGCCAAAGGGUCCACAAUUGAGAGAUAUUGACAGAGGAGCAGAUGUUGUGGUUGCCACUCCUGGCCGCUUGAAUGACAUUCUAGAAAUGAAGAGAAUCAGUCUCCAUCAAGUUUCUUACCUAGUGUUGGAUGAGGCUGAUCGUAUGCUGGACAUGGGUUUUGAACCUCAAAUAAGGAAGAUUGUGAAUGAGAUACCUGCUCGCCGCCAGACCUUAAUGUAUACAGCAACAUGGCCCAAGGAGGUUAGGAAGAUUGCAUCAGAUCUACUGGUCAACUCUGUUCAGGUGAACAUUGGCAAUGUUGAUGAACUUGUCGCGAAUAAGUCGAUCACACAGCAUGUUGAAGUACUGGCAUCCAUGGAGAAACACAGACGAUUGGAACAGAUAUUGCGAUCGCAAGAGCCAGGAUCCAAGAUAAUUAUAUUUUGCUCAACCAAAAAGAUGUGUGAUCAACUUUCUCGCAACUUAACCCGCCAGUUUGGAGCUGCUGCAAUUCAUGGUGACAAAUCUCAGACUGAGAGGGAUCAUGUCCUGGGUCAAUUUCGCACAGGGAGGACUCCAGUUCUUGUAGCGACUGAUGUUGCAGCUCGAGGAUUGGAUGUUAAGGACAUAAGGGUGGUUAUAAAUUACGACUUCCCUACUGGAGUAGAGGAUUAUGUUCACAGGAUUGGGAGAACUGGAAGGGCAGGUGCCACUGGGUUGGCUUACACAUUCUUUGGUGAUCAGGACGCAAAAUAUGCUGCAGAACUCAUUAAAGUUUUGGAAGGAGCAAACCAGCGUGUACCCCCAGAAAUUCGUGAGUUGGCUUCACGUGGUGGUGGGAUGAACAGAUUCAGACGUUGGGGCUCCGGGUCUGGAGGUCGUGAUGGUGGCCGAAGUGAUUCAAGCUAUGGUGGAAGAGAUGGUGGAAGGGGCGGUGGGUUUGGAUCUUCUUUCUCUACUGGCAGAUAUGACCGUGGUCCAAAUAAUAGUUAUGAUGACAAGGGGUCUGCUUGGAGCAACAAAGGUUUUACUCGGGAGCGCAGUCGUAGUCCUGAAAGGUUUAACAAAGCUCCACCAACAGCUGUUGGCUCCGGAGGUUGGAGUUUUCACAAAGCAAUGAUGGAACAACGGGGACGGUCAUCACCGCCUCCAAAUCGUGUUGAGAAGGGAGGAGUAGAUGGUUUCCGUCCUUCUUUCUAUGGACUGGAAGAAGCUGAGGAAGGCAUGAUACCACAAGAAGACUGAGGAUUUGGAUCAUCGUAUCACGUACCUAUAGUGCCUUCAUUUUUGUUUUGACAGUGUUGUAACUGGAAGUAGGUCAAAGCUUUACAAGAGCAACCAGGAUGUGGCAGUUUGACUCUCUUUGAUUUUUGAGGUCGGCUGAAAAGCUUGACAAAACUCCCUUUUAAGUUAUUGUAACUUGCUGGACCAAAUCUCUCUCCCUCCCUCUGUUUUUCCUCUCCUGGCCUCUAUUUUUGUGGGUAGAUAUGAAAGGGCAAAAAGAUGUAGGUACUGGUUAGCUUAUGUUUAAAUGUAAUGGCCUUAUAGUUCUAUGAAAUACAGUUUUAUAGUAAUCAUGAGCACAUUUAUCAUCGGA
This is a messenger RNA of Rosa rugosa (rugosa rose), 2578 nucleotides long. RefSeq names its product DEAD-box ATP-dependent RNA helicase 46-like. The record is from RefSeq and is a predicted model, not a curated record. Gene Ontology annotation, cellular component: cytoplasm; ribonucleoprotein complex; nucleus. Bases 178 to 2226 code for a protein of 682 amino acids. Lineage: Eukaryota; Viridiplantae; Streptophyta; Magnoliopsida; Rosales; Rosaceae. The transcript is spliced from 9 exons. Gene Ontology annotation, molecular function: RNA helicase activity; RNA binding; ATP binding.